Messenger RNA from Planococcus citri (citrus mealybug), 2389 nucleotides. It is a transcript of the gene spn-B, whose product is annotated as spindle B. The coding region runs from base 1342 to 2274 and encodes 310 amino acids. Gene Ontology annotation, cellular component: Rad51C-XRCC3 complex; replication fork. Gene Ontology annotation, molecular function: ATP binding; ATP-dependent DNA damage sensor activity; four-way junction DNA binding. Gene Ontology annotation, biological process: double-strand break repair via synthesis-dependent strand annealing; resolution of mitotic recombination intermediates; telomere maintenance via recombination. The transcript is spliced from 6 exons. The record is from RefSeq and is a predicted model, not a curated record. NCBI's taxonomy places the organism in Eukaryota, Metazoa, Arthropoda, Insecta, Hemiptera, Pseudococcidae.
ACCUAUAGUAAAAGGCCUGAGCGCUGUUUUGUGACGUCAUCACUAAUAGAUAGUAUGUACUCCGAUAACACUAUAGAAAUGAAUGAAAUAUUAAUGCACUAGAACGAAAUAAAUACUGAGAACAUUUUAUUUUGCGUUUUGAAUCACAUUCUGAUACUUAAUAAUCAAUUUGAGAUCAAGAGGGAAUGAUUUGAAUGGAAAAAUAAGUAAAUAUAAGCUCAUAAUCAACACUGUUUUUAUCAUUAAAGAUGAGAACUACACUCGUUUAUGAUCUAAUUUCUAAAAGAAUAUCAAGAAAAACUCUGGAGGAUGACAGCUGACAAUGAGGAAUAUAGCAAAGAAGUACAACACAUACAAAUUAUUGUAAAUAUUACCGAAUAUACGCGAACAUAAUCUCCAACUCAAAGACUAAGGUAUACGAAACGAUCACCAAACAUUGCAUACAUGACGGAGAUUUCUCUCGAAAUUCUUUGCAAACAUUGUAUUUAUGCCUGUUGAAAUCCAUCCUAAGUAUUUUGGAAUUUAAAGCUGCUUCAAUUGGUUUGAGAUACUGAUGAUUUCUAGUUUAAUAUCCAUUAUCCAUCAUAGCAGCUUUAGCAUGGCUGGUCUAAGAAGUAGAUUUGAAAAUUAAAAUGUAUUGUAGAUUUUUCUCCAACUUGAUGCGAUUGCAUUGUUCACUAACUACUUAUUUCAUUACAACAUCAUUCCGGUACAACACACUAGUACACAUUAAUUUUCAUUUUAAUCUACAGUUUACAUCACUAUUCAUUCAAAUUACACAACACAAACGAGUCGCAAAAAAUUCAUUUUUGUACACAAAUCAAAUAAACCAACACCAUCUGUAAUUGAAAACAUCAGUACCACAUUACUAGAACACAUUUUAUGACAAAUAUUAAUUGAAUUUCAUAAUUUAAUUAACUUUUUUAACGAAAGUUUUACUCAAUUUCACGAAUUCGCCAUUUAAACAUACGUUAAAAUUCAAAUGGUAAACACAAUCGAGUCAUCUACUUGUGGUGACGUCAGAGCUGAUAAGGAUUCAGCGCUCAGGCCUUUUACUAUAGGUGGUAUUGAAAGAAAACGGCUAGUGAUAACAAAAAUUAAAUUAUUUUCAUAUUUUUGUUUUUCAUUUGAAUAGCUAAAUACCAACUAAGUACUUGAUCGUUUGAUUGUUUCUAGUGAUUAUGUUAUUCAAAUUUUUGCAAACAAAUGAAGAAUUGUGGAACGUUCACGUUUACUCCAUCUCCAUCACCUGCGAACAAGUUCUAUUAAUUACAACCACCAUGUUCAUUUGAUAUAAAAAUAGCCACAUUCUAGAAGCAUGCGAAAGUAUUUCUCAUUGUCAUGGAAUUAAAUCUACGGAAAUUGAACGACGAUGUCAGAGAUAAGCUGCUGAAAGCUCGUUUAACAACUAGCAGCAAAAUCUUACAAUUGACCGAAAACGAGCUCAAGAGAAUUGGCGAUUUUACAGCUGAGGACGUGAAAAGUAUAUUUCUUCUUGCCUCACAAACCACCGUCAAAGCUAUUCCUUUAAACGCUGAAUUGCCGAUGAUAACUACUGGAUGCAAACACAUUGAUGCAAUUUUGGGAGGUGGAUUGCGUCGUUCCAGUGGAAUAAAUGAGCUAUCCGGAGAAAGUGGCUGUGGCAAAACUCAGCUUUGUCUUCAACUUACAUUGACCACCCAAAACCACGAAAUCGUCGGAGGAAUAAAUAAAUCGGUGCUGUACAUUUGCACAGAGGACAGUUUUCCGUCAAAGAGACUUGUACAAAUGAUGGAAAAUAUUCCUCCGCCGUUUAAAAAUCGUUACGAAAUACCGUACGGCGAUAGGAUUUAUAUUGAACACAUUUCUGAUGUGAAUGGAUUGAAAGAAUGUUUAUUUAUGCGUCUGCCUAAUCUACUCAACACUGGAAAAAUUGGAUUAAUAAUCAUCGAUAGUAUUGCAGCAUUAUUUCGAGCUGAUUAUGCUCCUCAAGACGGACUUCAACGUACUAAAGAUUUGCGUAGUGUAGGAUGUCAACUGCAUUCGCUGUCGAAGAAAUUCAACAUUUGUGUUUUGUGUGUCAAUCAGGUUACUUCGUCAAUUUCUACAAAUGAGACCGAUCCUAUUCCUGCUUUGGGACUAGCGUGGGCUAAUUUAGUAACAACGCGAAUUGUAAUGAAAAAAUAUCAGUUUCAAGAUCUCAGAGUAAUUAAGCUGGUUUUUUCUCCUCAUACAGGCCCUGCAUCUUGUGGUUAUACGAUUACGGAUUCAGGAGUUCGAGGAACUGAAAUUUAAAAUUCAUGUCUGUGAUAAUUGCAUAUUAUUUUUAAGAACAUGUUCAUUUUUUUCUACAAAAUCGAUUCAAAACAAAAAAUAACAAAAUGUAAAUAAUAUAUACAUAAUAAUUCUA